Molecule: messenger RNA, 11689 nt
Organism: Chelonus insularis
Lineage: Eukaryota; Metazoa; Arthropoda; Insecta; Hymenoptera; Braconidae
Gene: Vps13B
Product: vacuolar protein sorting 13B
Exons: 3
Coding region: 350-11614 (3754 amino acids)
Source: RefSeq, a predicted model, not a curated record
UGCGCGUGAUAAAAUCGUGGAAUUGAGACUUCUGUGUUAGGCGGUUAUUCUUUGUUAGUGCAAUAUAACUCAAAUGUUAGAUAUAUUUAGGAAAGAUUUUUAUUUUUGAUUAUUUAUAAGAGCAUAUCUCUCUUUUAUUCAGAUUACUUUAUUGACAUUCAUUCAAACAAUCAUUAUGUCGGUGUUUUGGACAAUUCGUUUAUAUUUAUAAUAUGUGUGUUUAUUCCAUGUAUGAAGAUAGUUUUUUACAAGACUUAUUUGAACUCAUAAAAAUAUGAUAAUAUUUUUGACAUCGUUGACAGAAAGAUAAAGUAAUAGUUUGAAAAUCAGAAAAGUUGACGAUGUUAAAAUGUUCAAAUUAGAAUCAUACAUUACACCAGUGUUACUCAAUUAUGUUGGAAAGUACGUUAAAAAUUUCAAACCGGAGCAGUCCCAGGUAUCAUUAUGGGACGGAGAUGCUACAUUUCAAAAUUUGGAUUUAGAGCUAAAUGUUCUAAAUGAACAAAUUAAUUUCCCUUUUACAUUCAUCAGUGGGCAUAUUCAUGAAUUAUUAAUUCAUGUACCAUGGGUAAAAAUAACAUCAGAACCAAUAGUAAUAACAAUUAAUACUAUUGAAUGUAUACUAAAAAUGAAAGAUAAUUCUGAUGUUGACAAUGAAAAAUCUUUACAACAAAAACCAAGCUUCGAUUCAUUACAAGAAGAAGCACCAUCUGGUUAUAUCAAGAGUAUUGUGACAAAAGUCGUUAAUAAUAUAGAAAUAAAUUGUAACAAUUUAAUUCUAAAAUUUGUUGAAGAAGAUAUUGUUCUUAGUGUGAAUAUAAGAUUUCUGGGUUUUCAAAAUGUUAAUAAUCUGUGGCAGCCAGCAUUUACGGAUAUAAAUAUCCGAGACAUGAUUCUACGCAAAUUAAUAACAAUGAAAGAUUUGACAUUAUGUCUUGAUCGUAUGGAUGCUUCAGGAAAAAUUGAAAUAUAUCAAGAUCCAGUUGUUUAUCGCUGUUCGAUGGUGAUCCGAUGGUUAACAAAUUAUUUAAAAUAUGAAAGCAGUCAGAAUCAACGAGAAUCUGUAAGUAGAUUUGACAUUCACUUCAAUAAAAUUGAAUUCAGCGUUACAGAACAGCAAAUACCAAUGAUUUUGCGGCUUAUAACGUUGUUUAUGAACUCUCAAUCAAAAUUAUAUUCUGGAGGUGGUAGUUCAUCUACACAUUCAGAAAAAAAUGAUGCGAUUGCUAAAAUUACUGAUGAUAAUUUAAUUGGAACUUCGAGUAUAUCGAAAACAAAUAUUCCAAAUAACAAUAGUAAUAAUAAUAACAAUAAUAAUAAUUUAAAUUGGAGUUCAUGGGCUUGGAAUACUUUAUCAUCAUUUGUCCCUGAUUGGGGUGGUGAUUGGUCACCAGAAAAAUCUUUAGAUGAUGUUAUUCAAGUAAUGGAUUUUGGCAUAUAUAUUGAUGAUGCUAUUAUAACAUUUAAGAUCACAGAAUUUAAUCGAGAAUUAUUAACCCACAAAAAUGUAAAGGCUAAAUAUCGUCCUUUUGUCACUUUACAAUUAUCUGGAAUGACAGGAACAAUUAUGAUUCAUGGAUCAAAUUUCACGGGAAUACAAAUUGGUUUAGGGUAUAUUAAAGUUUAUCCACAAGGUAAUUGUACCUGUGGAUUUUACGAAGUUAAUUCAAGUACCAUGCAGGGAUUGGAUUUUUAUUUAUCUGCAGGAGUUUUCAACUCCGAAUAUUACAAAGGUUCAUUAUUUGACUUAGAAGCAGUAGAAAAUCGUGGAUUAACCAAAGAUUAUCGAAAAAUAAUGAAGAGUCGAGUGUAUUCAGCGGAGAUUUUUGAUGAACUCGUAAACCGACUUUCAGCAUUUGUUUUAGAUUAUAAUCAUCUAAUAGAAAUGCCUGAAGAAUUAAUAGAAAGUGAAUUAGAAUCUACAGCAUAUGAAAAUUUAGAAUUCAAUAAUUUAAUUGAAAAUAAAAUUACCAAAUAUUAUAUUGGUGAUUUAGAAAUUAAAAUAACAUCUGGUUUAUUACAUAGAGUAUCUACAAUAAUUUCACUAAUUGAAAAUGACUUUUUGGCAUUUUUUAAUAAUGAUACUGACGAAACAGUUUCUGAAAAUUUACGUGCAGUUACUAUAGAAGAAUAUGAUGCAUUGAGUAAUUACAUUCCAAUUAAAAAUCUUGAUUAUAAAAUCAAAAAAUUAACGAUACAAUUUAUUCUAGCAGAUCAUUAUCAAGACUCACAAAAAAUGUUUAUAGAUAAUACUAAAAACAUAAUGAAAAAAGCUCACAGUCAUCCACGAUUAAGUAUUGAAAUCGAUAGUAUCGAAUUACAAAUUAAGAUGCCAAUUUAUCCAUUUAAAUUAGUUUCUUGUGCAUCUCAACAAACAGAAAUACCCAUUACAAUGUUAAAUAACUGUUACAAGCAGUAUAAUUUGAAAAUGUUGAAUGUGACAAGUCGAUUAAACAUAAUGGAUAAUUGUCAGAUGUUAUUCAUUACACCUUUUGAUUGUCAGUUAUCUAGUAGGCAAUUACUUCAUCCACAAUAUUGGACGAAGUUCAACUUAAUCUAUAAUUCUUAUGAUUUUCAAAUAGAUAACAUAGUUAUCACUACAACUAAAGUUAAAUUAUUGAUUAUAAAUUACAUUUUAAAUUCAAUAUUUUCACCAACAAAUCUAAAUGCUUCAAUAAUUUCUACAAUCAUUAGCGAUGCUUGUAAUGAAAUUAAUCCUAUUAUUUUAGAAUUAAAUAUUGAAAACAUUAAAUAUUUGAGUAAUAAAUAUAUAAAGUAUACAUUAAUAAAAGGCAGCAUAAGUUCUAUAAGAAUUUUUGCUUUAGAUAAUAAUAACCAAGCAUUUAUAAUGUCAGGAUCGAAUAAUCAAUCAAACAAUGAUGAUCGUCCAUUAUUAAAUUUGAUCGCACAGUAUCCUAAUGAUUUUAAUGAUGAAACUGAUAAUUUGAUUUUCCUCUUACAAUUCUCAAAAAUAAAAAUUAUUUUAGAUCCGUUAUUAUUUAAUUGGCUACAAUAUAAUUGUAAUCCAAAUAACAUUCAAUUAUUUAAUUCAUCAAGAUUACGUUCGGAAAAUCAAACAAUUGAUGAAACAUCAUCUGAUAAUAGCACAAGGAAAAAAUUUCCCAGUUUACAUGAAAAUGUUCAUAGUCCCUCUGAUGGAGAUAAAAAAGUUCAUUUAUUUAAUUGGAACAGUUCUAGUAAAAAUCAAAAUUUUAUUAAAAAAUCAACAUGUGAAAAAAGUAAUAUGACAUCAUUAAAAAUCACGAAUUUUAUAUUAAAUCAUUAUUCGAAAUGGAAAAAAUCAAUUUUUAAUUUAACUUUUGAUGAAUGUGUUAUUUAUCAGCCAACGAUUUCGAUAAAUAGCGUUGGAGUUGAUAGUAUUAAUGAAGCUAUAGAGCAUGCAUUGAAUAUACAAAGCUUACUAAAAAUUUUCGUCACACAAAAUUCAAAAUUUCAUGUUAAAUCAGCUAGUUGGGAUAAUAAAUAUUUUUCAUUAUUAGAUUCAGUUGAUUUAAUUAAUAUUGAUAAUUUGAAUAUUAAAAAUUUUCCAUGGACAUUAGAUUUUGAUAAAUUUUAUUGUUAUUCUGUGAUAAAUAGGAAUAGAGAUAGUUAUUUAGAUAUAAAGUGCUCUAAUAUUACCGUUGAUGUGACAUUAAAACCUAAUAUUUCAUCAAACAACGAUAAUAGUUGUAGUACUUUAGGCUUUUGUAUUUAUAUACAUACAGAACCAAUUAAAAUUUCAGUAACAACAGACCAGCUAGAAUUGAUAGAUUAUUUAUUAAUUAAUAAUAGGACAAUCUUUCAUUUGUUUAGUACUAAAGAAAAUAAUAACCAAUCAUCAUGUACCAAAUUAUUCCAUAAUGAUAAUUUAAAAUUUCCUUUUCAACAUCCGUUAAGUCCAACUCAAUUAUUUUUUACUGAAACUCAGACAACAUCAACGUCCGCUUCAAUAUCACGAAAAGAGUCAGAAGUAGAGACUGAUAAUACUGGAGGAAUAACUGCCUGGAUACAGUGGACAAUAACUAAAAUAAUCAUUGAAUUUUCAACGGAAAGUAAUUUAGAUUGUGAUAAUAGGAAUAAAAAUGACAUUUUUCAAGAUAUAGAUUACAAAAUAGUUGUUGAAUUGGAAGAUAUUAUAACAUCAAUAGAUUGGCAGUUAAUUUACAUGAAGUUUAAAAAUAAAAUUACAGCAGCUAAAAUUACACAUUAUGAGAAAUUAAAAUCAUACGAUAGUUAUAAUAAUGAUUGGAAAUUAGGAAGUUAUACUGGAUUGAUCAUGUCAAGUAAGAAUGAGGAUUUAAAUAGCAAAAAUGAAGUAGAUUUUUUGAAUUUAACCGUAACUAAAGCUAAAUCAAAUAAUGUCUAUAAUAAAUGGAUGAAAUUUAAUAAUAAUAAAUUUUCAAAAACUUAUAUAUUUAAUGAUAAUAAUGAUUUAUCAAUGUCAAAUUAUAUAAUGGAAAUUGUCGUUGAGAUGCAAAUGAUUGAAAUAAUUUUACCGGUAAAUUUAAUUAAUAAAUUUGAAAAGCUUUUAAAAUGUUUUUCUAGAUAUUCAGAAAGUGAUGAUUCACAAAGAACAGCUCAUAAACAGUGUCCUUUAAUGUAUGUAGAUUUUAAAGGAUUGAAUUUAAAAAUUCCAAUUGAUUCCUCGACAAUAAAACGAUAUGAUAUGUUAGUUUUAAAAACAGAUGGUAUUUCAAUAGUACCACAUGCUGAAAAUCCAAUAUGCCGUACAAUUUUACGCUCAGAUAUUUAUGAACUUGCUGCACAAUCGAAUAUUUUAUAUACUCCUGGUUCGAUUUUAGAGGAUCGUCAAUAUCAAAUAAAAAUAAAUAAUAUUUAUAUUUCAAGCGCAAACUGGGAAACUUAUGAUAUUAAAUUAAGUAAGAGGAAAAGUCAACAACUGCAUACGAUGAAUGAGAAUCCUGCUUUAGAAUGGAAUAAAAUUGAAAAUGAUUCAAGUAAUGAGAAACUAUUAAUAUCUUGUUUAAUUAAUAAAUUAAAUAUUUCUUGUAUUUUUGCACCUCCAAUGAUGUUAACAUCUGAUGUUAUAGUCUGUGGAAGUGCAAUUGAAAUAACUUUUCUUACUGAUAUUGAAGUGUAUUUAAGUCUAGAACAAAUUCAAUUAUUGACUGAAUUUUUUUAUCGAUUAAAAAUAUUGAGUUCAACAAUUUUUGAUGAAAAACAAACUGAUAAUUUAACUACAGUAAUCGGUCCAACUAAUAUUUCAUCAAUAAGAAAAUCUAGAAUUGAAUCUAUUCAAGAAUUUCGUGAAGAAAUACCAAAAGAUUCAGGAAUUGAUGUUGAUACAUCAAGUAUUGAUGGUGGUAUUUGUUUAGAUUCAAAUAUGCCAAAUUAUAGUACAAAAAUGCCCUAUGAAUAUGUUAUUAAUUGUGGAAAAAUUUCUGUUUUUAUAUAUGAAUUUAAAAAUGAAUCUAAUGAUAAAAAUAUUUAUAUAUCUAAUUCAAAAUGUCCUUUAUUUUAUGUUGAAAUAAAUCAACCGAAUGGUUAUAUUUCUCAAAAGCAUCUCGUUUAUACAGUUCGAAUAAACUGUUUUGACGUACUUAUUAGAAUUAAUAAGGAAAAUAAUAUAACUACAGAUAUACCUAAUGUUCAUGAUUAUUUAGAUGUACUAUUAGAAACCAAAAAUGGUGAUCCUGAUUCAAACACAGGCAUUCCACCAUCUUUUUUUAUUAUUAAAUUAGAAAAAAAUCUAGGAAAUUAUAAACUUUGUUUGGAAAUGGGUCGUCCAACAAAAAUUAAUCUAUCAGACUCCAUGUUUUACCGCAUAAAUGUAAUUAAAAACAAAUUAGUUGAAAUUGUAGAAAUAAUGAUGGAAAAAACUGAGGAUAAAAAUGAAUGUUCAGAUACCACAUCAUCUUCACAAAGUAUAUUUGUUCAGAAUAAUAAAAUUGAUACAAUGAAUAUAAAUCUUAAAACCAAACAAAUUGUCUUAGCCUACAAAUUUAAUGAUCUUACUGAGAUUAUCAAUAGUCUGUCUGAAUCAUUCAUUACUGUUGUUAGUAAACCUAGAAAAAUACACGGUGUAGUAGAUUUAGUUUCAUUCAUGAUAACUUCAAUCAUCAAUUACAAUACAAAAAUAUUUUUAAAUCCAUUUACUUGCAAAUUUAUAUCAAGUAUUUCUUGGGAAUCAUGGCAAAAUAUUAAUGCUAAUCCUCUGAUUCAAAUUCAAAGUUAUCUUGAUUCAAUGAAUUUUGAACUUGGUCCAGAUCAGUUAAAAAUUCUUGAGAAUAUUUUUAUUUAUGUGCAAAAUUAUUACAAUCAAUUUAAUGUUGAAGAUAUUCCAGAGAUUGAUGUACAAAAAUUAUUAUCUACUGAACAGCAUUAUCAAGAUGAUUUAAAAGCAGGUGCAUUUCAGUUUGCUGAUGGAACCAAUGAUCAAUUUCCAUUACCUUAUCAAGUUCUUUUUUCCAAUUUUCCCAAUAUAAUAAUGGCUUGGAAAUAUCCUCAACCGCGAGUUUUAACACGUUUAAAUUUAACUGAUGUUUUGUGGGAGAUAACAAAUCCAGAAAUUAUUAAUCUAGAUAAAAUAACUUGUGUAAUUGAAUAUUGGAAUGAUAGUUUAAUGUCUUAUCAACAUUUUAUUGACUUUAAAAUAUCAGAAUUUGAUAAUUUUUUAUUGCUACCAAAUAAAUUACCUACUAGAGCUGUUUCUUGCACAUGGCGAGCUAUUAUUUAUUCAAUUGAUGGAGAACCAACCACAUUAACAGCUCGAGAUCUUGCUGAAUGUUUGAGAAUUGAUUCUUACUUCAAUUCUCUAUUAAUACCAUCCAUUGAAAUUACAUUGAAUAUUAAUUAUAUAAAAUUAUCAAUAUUUAAUUAUUUUUGUCAUGAUAACUAUAGAAAUUUACCUUAUCCAUUAAAUAAUUAUAAAUUAAAUAAUCUUAUCCCAUCUAAUCAAUGUUUCGCGACAAUUACUCUCAGUAAUAAUCUUUUAUUUUACAAUAAAUGGACUAAUGGUGCUAUUAUGACUGAUUAUAGCAGUACUCUAAGUAUUCAAAUUUUAGAUUAUGAAUCAAUAACGAUGCAAAAUUUAUUAGAGCCAUUUACAUUUAAUUUUCAAAUAUGUCAAUUAAAUAGAACAAGAAUGCUAUUAAUGACAAAAGAGUUAACAUUUAAGUUCAAUGCUGGAAUAGUUCAUUCACUUACAUUAUCUUUAAAUUCAUGGUAUGCUAUUUUACAAAAUAAUCACAGUCGUACUAUUUACAAUGGAAUAAUAAUUGCUAAUGAUUGUAAUAUACCAAUUCGAUUUACUCAAGAUAAAACAACAGACGAUUUUAUUUUACAAAGUCGAGAAUGUUAUUUUUAUUCAUGGCGACAAAAAUCUCAUUCUAAAUUACGAAUUGCUAUUAAAAUGGACAAUCAUUGGAUUUGGAGUGAUUUAUUUACACCUGGUAGUAAGAAUAAUGUUAUUGAUAUAAAUAAUAAUGGUUGUAUUCAAAAAAUUUUUUACAAAAUCAAAUCAAUAACAUCAACACAAAAAAUUAUUUUUUUCAGUGGUCAAUUAAUUAUACGUAAUGAAUUAAAUGAUAAUCUUGAAUUAAAAUUGAUAAAAUAUGAUUCUAUAUCAAAUAAUAAAACUAUCUUGUCUGAACAAAUAUUUUUUAUAUCAAAAAAUUCAACUCUUCCAUCUUUAGUUAUCAAUAAUACUGAUAAUAUGGCUAUUAAACUGAAAUAUUCACAUUCUAAAAGUUCAAUUUCAUGGACAGGAGAUAUUCCAUUAUUAUUCAAUUCCGGUUUUCAUCAACCAUGGCUCGUUAAACUUCCUACUGAUAAAAAUAAUCAAUUUGUUAGCAUUUGGGUACGAAUUAUAACUGAAAAUUUAUCAUUUGGAUGUAAAAUUUUAGUCUUAUUAACUCCAUUAUUUUUAAUACAGUCUUGGUUACCAUCAUCAUUAACAAUUCAUAUUAAUACUUUAUCCUUAAAUGUCUCGAAUAUUUUAACAAUUAGUGAAUAUGGUAAAAAAUAUCAAGUUUAUUGUGCUGGAACUACUGAACAUAGUCAUGAACUAAAUAUAGAAUUUAAUAAUGGUAAAAUGUUAGAUUAUAGCAUUCCUAUGUCUUACAAUUUCGUUGAUCAACACAAUUACUUUAAACGUCCUAAGAAUGAAAAUAUUGAUGUUAUUUUAGAUGAAUUAGAUAACAAUAAUUAUCAAAAUAAAUCAAAUUCAAUAUGGCCAUUUGAAUAUGAUCAGAGUAAUUAUAUAUUCGUUGAAUCACAGACUGAUAUAAAUGUUAAAUAUAAGGAUAGUGGAUUAAUAUCAAGUACUUUAUUAGUUGAACUACGUCCAUGGUGUUAUAUUUUUAAUCAUUAUGGAAAAACGAUUAAGUUAAUUUCAUCAAAUACAAAUUUUAGUCAUUCAAUACCAAGUAAUGGAGUGAUAUCACCACCAAAAAUAAUGGAAAUUUUUUAUAUUGAAAUUGAAUUAUUUAAUAAUACUUUUAUAUCAUCACCACUACAAUUUGUUAAUUCAGAUUUGAAAAGAGAAUUUUCAAUGCCACAAAUAAGUGGAAUGAUUCCUCUUGAUGGAUCUAUUAAAAUUCCAAUCAAUUGUCAAUCAGUAACGGCCAUCUUAAUCAUUAGUUCACAAAUAGUGGAUGAUAUACGAGUUAUAAAAAUUUCAAGUAGCCAUGUUGUAUGUAAUUUAACAAAAUAUAAUUUAAAAGUAUCAUCAAUUUAUCUUAAUAAUAAUUUUUCUGAUCAUGAUUGGUCAUUGAAAUGUGAAAAAUUUCAUUUUAAUUCAACUUCAAAUGAAAAUAAUAAUUCAGGAACUUCUAUUGAUUAUUGGAUAAAUUUAGAUUCUGAAAAUAAUGAUCAAAAUUAUUCAAAUUUAUACUUUACUUUACGUUUAAAUAACCUUAGUAAUAAUUUCAAUGAUUGGUCAUGUCCAAUUAACGUUAAUCAAUCAUCGGAACGUUAUUGUAUUACUGUUCAAGAUGAUAAUAAUUCAACGCUUCCAAUCGUAAUUACAGUCCAGAGGGAUACUUAUAUUUUUUACAUCACAAUUCAUUAUGAUAAUCAUCCUCAAUUUACAAUUAAAAAUUCUUGCCCAUUUCCUUUUGUAAUUGGACAGCCAAAUUUAUCAUUUGAUUCAAUUGAACCAGAUUCACCACUAUUUGCUUGGAUAUGCAAAAUAAAACCCCAUCAUACAUGUAAUUAUACUUUAAAAAAUUUUGGUAGUCGAUUGCCUGAUAAUAUUAUCAAUAAAGAAAUUAUUCCACGUUUAAUGUUCUGUGUUCCAUUGUGCCUAAAACAAACAAACGAUGAAUUAAAUACUAUUGAUAAAUUUAAUUUAAAAUCAUUUGAAAGUAAAAGUAACACCAUUUGGAAAACAGUCAUUGAAUUUCCAACUGUUUUUCCUAUCAAGUUCGAUCAAUAUAUUAAGAUAGAUUUUUAUGGUGAUAUUAAAGUGAUGGUUGAGAGUUUUGGGCACACUAUUUAUAUUUAUUUAGAACCAAAAUCUGAAAUUGAAGUGUCAAUAAGAGAUGUUAGAAAUCGAUUGAUGAAUGAAAAUAUUAAAUUAUAUGAUCAAAAAUCAGCUAAUGACAAUGUCAAAAGUAUGAUAACAAUAAAAUCGAAUCAAUUAUCCAUGGAAAAUAGCCAAGAAAAUAAUUUAUCUAAUUCUUAUCAAGAUGAUAAUAACAUAAUACCUAAAAACUAUAGCAAUGUUAUUUCAAAUAAUUCAGAUAGUAUCAAUUUCACAAUUUACUUUCAGGGAAUAAAUAUAAUAAUUACUCAGGAUGACGAGUAUGGUAUUAAAAACGAAGUCUCUGCUCUUUAUUUAAUGAAUUCUUUUAUAGAAAUAACUUGCAGUGCUAAGUAUUUUAAUAUAAAAACUUUCAUAGCUGAUUUACAAUUAGAUAACCAGUUAUAUGAAAAAGGAGGGUAUGAUUUUUCAGUUGUUUUUAAAAGUCAAAAUCCUUUGGUGAUUAAUAAUAACACUAUAGCUAAUUCAUUAUUAACAUUAAAAUCCAUCACGACUGAAGUAAGAAGGAAUUCUUUAUUAAUUAUUGAAUGUUCAGUAGACAAAGUAAAUAAUAUAACUGCAUUUAAAAAUAUAUAUAUUCGAAUACUUCCAAUAAAUAUUUAUAUCGAAGAUAAAUUUAUUACUCAAUUAUUAGAUUAUGCCACAACAUUAGUUAGACCAUUUUCAACUAUAUGUUUUGAUAGCUUUAAUUCAUUAGAGCUGACAAAAAAAUCAAUUGAUAGAGAAGUGACUAAUAUUUAUGUUCCUGAAAAUAUAUUAAUAAAUGCAAGAGUUAUAAGUUCACCAUUGAGGUUGCAAAAUUUAAAAAUUGAUCCAAUUUCAAUAUUGUUAAGUAUUCAUACAUCAGCUAGGCUGUACGUUGCUUUAGACCAUUCACCAUUACAAUUUGGUGCUUUUGAAAGACUAAAUGUAUUUACAACGCCUUAUAAAUUAGGUAAUGAUAUUACAAUGCAUUAUUUGUCAGGUGCAAUUUUUGGUGCAGGUUGGGUAGUAGGAUCUUUAGAAAUUCUUGGUUCACCAGGAAGCUUUGCUCAAGCAUUGAGUUCAGGUCUUAAAGAUUUUAUAUCAUUACCAUUUCGAGGCUUACUUCAAGGCCCUUGGGGUUUUAUCAUUGGAAUUACUCACGGAUCUGCUAGUUUAAUGAAACAUAUUACUGCGGGUACAGUAAAUUCAGUUACGAAAUUAGCUUCUAGUGUGGCACGUAAUCUUGAUCGAUUAACUCUAGAUGAUGAGCAUCUCCAACGACAAGAAGAGGCAAGGAGAUUAAGACCUCAAAGUAUGACCCAAGGUCUUUAUAGAGGACUUACAGGUUUUGGUAUUAGUCUUUUAGCUGCUGUAGCUGGUCUUGCUCAUCAUCCUCUUCAAAAUUUUUGGUCUCAAGAACCUUCCACUCGUGGUAUCGUUACUGGAGUUGGAUUGGGUCUUGUAGGAGUUGUCACAAAACCAUUAAGUGGUGCAGCUGAAUUAGUUGCACUUACUGGACAAGGUUUACUUCAACAUACUGGUUGGAAUUCAAUGCCAUUAAUUCGACGCAAACCAAAUAUAUCUUUGAAUUAUAUUGAUAAUUCAAAGUAUCGGUAUUCAUGGAAAUUAAUGGAUUAUCUUGAUAAAAAUUAUGACAGAAUUGUUUAUUCAGUUGAUGCUGAAAUGAUUGUUGGUAAUCAAAAUUUAAAUGAAAAACUUUCUGUUGUUUUAGUUUUAACAAAAAAAAAAUUAAUUAUUAUUGAUACUUAUCGUGAUAAUGUUGAAAAAAUAAUGUCACUAAGUGAAUUCUCUUGUGUAGAUGAGAAUACUAAUGAUCCAAAAUUAUUGAGAUUAGUAUUUUUAAUGAAUAAUACUAAUAAGCCAAAAAAUCAUUUUGAUACUAGUGAAAUACAAGAAAUGGAUACUGAAAUGAGAUCAAGAGUUGAGCAAUAUGUUUUAAACACAGGAUUUAAUAUUCACCCAAAUGAAUCAUCGAGUAAUGAUGUACUAGCUAAAUUGGUAUCAAGUAAUUACGAUGAAAAUUCUUUAUUAUUUUUAUUUGAAUGUUAUACGAAGGUAUGCUUUAUAAAUAUUAUUAAAAUUAUCAAAAGACAAAUGUUGGGUAUAGAUUUUACAGUUUUAUAAAUUUAUAUUUAUGUGUGUGUAUGUGAAAUAUUUGUAAAAAUGAAGUAAUAAAUGAUUUAAAAAUUUCAUGCUCAA